Molecule: messenger RNA, 1197 nt
Organism: Harmonia axyridis
Lineage: Eukaryota; Metazoa; Arthropoda; Insecta; Coleoptera; Coccinellidae
Product: hydroxyacylglutathione hydrolase, mitochondrial
Exons: 6
Coding region: 221-1126 (301 amino acids)
Molecular function (GO): hydroxyacylglutathione hydrolase activity
Source: RefSeq, a predicted model, not a curated record
CGUUUAAUUGUAAAUACAAAUCAAAGAUCAAAUAAGUAAUGAAACUCUCGACUCUCUUAUUUUCGAUAUAGUAUCAUCUAAUUCUACAUAGUAACAACAGUUCGAUCGAGUGUUCACUUUCACUUCCAUUUGAACCAGAAGGUAAGAUAGUAAGAAUUAAUGAUACUAGCAAGGUGGACACCUAGUAAAAACUAUUUUAUUCAAUUUCACAAAACGAAAAAUGUUCAAAUUGGCAAGUAGAUAUUUACCUGGGAGAGUUAUACAAGGUGUAAGCGCUGUUUACUUCAAAGGUUUAUCGUUCUACAACAACGGUUUGAGAAAUUCACACAGUUCAAGCGCCGAACAUAAAUUUGAAGGUAUGGGUGUCACAGUUUUACCAGCUCUAUCUGACAACUAUAUGUAUUUGAUCGUCGAUGAAAACACCAGGCAAGCUGCAGUAGUUGACCCAGUGGAACCACAAAAGGUUUUAGAUGCGGUUGCAAGACAAAAUGUUAACCUGACAAAAAUUUUGACAACUCACCAUCAUUGGGAUCAUGCUGGUGGAAAUCAAGAACUUGUGAAGAGAUCCAGAAACACUCUUCAGGUGUUUGGUGGUGACGACAGAAUUGGAGCUCUAACUAACAAAGUACAGGAUGGAGAUUGCUUCAACAUUGGUGAUACAACAGUGGAAUGUAUUUACACACCUUGUCACACUAGCGGACACAUUUGUUACCUUGUUAAAACUCCUUGUCAGGAUCCUGUAGUUUUCACUGGGGACACUCUAUUCAUUGCAGGCUGUGGCAGAUUCUUCGAAGGCACAGCUGAGCAAAUGUGCGUUUCUUUACUGGAAAAACUAGGAAAACUGCCGGGUAACACUAAAAUCUUUUGCGGUCAUGAAUACACUUUACAAAAUUUGAAGUUUGCUAACCAUGUAGAGCCUAACAACCAAGAAAUAAUCAAGAAAAUAGAAUGGGCCUGCAAUAAAAGAGAACGUGGUGAACCAACUGUACCCUCAACAAUCUAUGAAGAAAAACUGAUAAAUCCCUUCAUGAGAGUAGGAGAGAGGACGGUACAGCAUCACGCUUCCUGCUACGACCUUGUGGAGACUAUGAGGACUAUUCGAAGAGAAAAAGAUAAUUUUAAAUGAAUGAAGUUAUCCAUCUCAAAUUGUUAUUUUUUGUAUAGAAAUCUUGAAAAUAAAUUAAUUUUAGUUGAUCA